Molecule: messenger RNA, 1417 nt
Organism: Drosophila gunungcola (fruit fly)
Lineage: Eukaryota; Metazoa; Arthropoda; Insecta; Diptera; Drosophilidae
Exons: 1
Coding region: 316-1206 (296 amino acids)
Molecular function (GO): structural molecule activity
Source: RefSeq, a predicted model, not a curated record
UGAGUUGCCCCAAAAUGUGCGUUUGGUAUUUCAACAUCUGCGAGGCGGGUCUUCGAAAAAUGGUGCUUCAAAUCCAAACGCAUUCGUGUGCGAAUCAAAAUGUAUUGGCAGAGACCGAAAUAAAGUGCACAUGGCUCGCCGCCGAUUGAUAAAAGAUAAAAAUAAAGAGAUCAGACUCUCUUCACGCGGAUGCGGAAUGUUGGAUGCUCGCUCGCAUUCGCUUGUAAAUUCUCGAAGGGAACGCGUGCACUUCGAGGCACCGAUACACCCAAGGUGAUUACAUAAAGCCAGAAAGCCAGAAAACCACACCACACCAUGCAGAAGGCCAUUAAGAAGGAGCUGAGCUUCUCGCUGGACACGCUGGAGCGCUACCGGGCCAAGUACGGACGCAGUGCCUCCCUCGACACAAACGGGUCUUGCCCAGCGCACACAGAGGGCGAGCCCUGCUCCACUGCUCCUCCGCCGGCUCCCGGCUCGAUCUUCACAAAGUCCUACUCGCCGCCAAAGAUGACCAAGUUGCAGGAGCUGCAGCAGAAGAAGGAGGCCUACCUGAGGGCCCGCGAGCACGAGCGGGAAAUGGAGCAGCUGCAGCGCACGGAGAGAAGGUCCACGAACGGCUUGGAGUUGGCCAAGUCCAAGCCGGGCAGUGGCAGUCCCAAAAGCAGCUCUCCCACUCCGAAUGCCAGUGCCGCAUCCACCGCUGCUGUGGCCAGCAAGUCCUCCGGUCCGGCCGGCUACUCCAACUGGUCCAGCCACCAUGGCACGCUCUGCUCCCAGUCCUGGGUGGCCAUCUCCGAGCUGAUGUACUUCUGCGACAAGUACGAGUUCACCACCCUCAGCACACGGGACCUGAAGACGCACCAGGAGAUCGUGGCCGAGGUGAGGGCCCUGCUGAACGGCAAGGCACCGUUCGACCAGCGCACCCGCUUCCCGGGCAACAUCCACGACCCGGAGAACCUGUGGGUCUGCAUCGGGCGCUGCGCCAGCGUGGAGUACCACCUGCAGCGCAUCGUGAGCAUCUUCCGCAAGCCGCUCAACCAACUCACCCCGGACAAGCAGCGAACGGUGCGCCAGAACUUCCACCUGGCGGUCAGCGAACUGCGGCUGGACAUCUCGGCGCGGAUCAGCGAGGUGCGGCUGUACGACCGCCUGGUCUUCGAGCGCGAGUUCCGGCUGGAGUGGCAGGAGGCUGAGGCGGAGGCCUAACGCACUACUGCAUCAAUGGGUCAGUGUCAGUGGGUGGACAGUAACGUUUAUUGGCAACUCUUCGCUUUUCGCUCUUCGUUCUGCGGUGCGCGGUGGAAAACUCGGUUACAAAAAUACACUUGGACGCGGGAGGCCGGAGUAUGGAGCAUCCACACGAAUGUGGAAUGCCUGCUCCAUUCAGCAUACAUACAUACAUAUAAGAGGGUGCUCU